AUGGCAAACGAACCGAAAGUGAAUCUUGAUACGUUAUUUGAACUAGAUCCGUACCUCAAGUCGCAUGAGCAAGAGAUUCGGCGCAGAAACACUGAAUUUCGGGGAUGGAUCAAACGAUUGAACGAGCUGGAGGGUGGCCUAAAUGAAUUCACCCAAGGAUACAAGUACUACGGUCUGCACAUCGCCCAGGACAAUAGUGUAGUCGCCCGUGAAUGGGCUCCCGGCGCCAAGGAAGUGUUUUUGACAGGAGAUUUCAAUAAUUGGCAAUGGUUGGCAACACCGUACGAGAAACUGCCCUUCGGAAAAUGGGAACUCAAGAUCCCACCGAACCCGGACGGUUCCUGCGCAAUCAAGCAUCUGUCCGAGAUUAAGGUGAUCAUACGAAAGCAGGACGGUGCACUGAUUGAUCGUCUGUCACCGUGGGCAAAGUAUGUCGUAGCGCCGCCGAAAGAGUUGGGAGUCAAUUAUCAGCAACGUGUGUGGCAUCCGCCAGCCCACGAGAAGUACAUGUUCCGCCACCGGAAACCAACCCGUCCCCGGGCGCUACGUAUUUACGAGUGUCACGUAGGGAUCGCAACGGAAGAGUACGGUGUGGGCACGUACCGCAACUUUGCUGACAAUAUUCUACCGCGCAUUGCGAAGCUGGGCUACAACACGAUCCAGGUGAUGGCCAUUAUGGAGCACGCGUACUAUGCCAGCUUUGGGUACCAGAUUACGAGUUUCUUUGCUGCCUCCAGCCGGUUCGGUACACCGGAUGAGUUGAAAUACAUGGUGGACAAGGCGCACGAGCACGGCAUAUUUGUGCUGCUCGAUGUUGUGCAUUCGCAUGCGAGCAAGAAUACGCAGGAUGGGCUGAAUCAGUUCGAUGGUACGAAUGCCUGCUACUUCCACGAUGGUACGCGCGGCGACCAUCCGGUUUGGGACAGUCGUCUUUUCAACUAUUCAGAGUACGAAGUUCUUCGGUUUCUGCUGUCGAAUCUUCGUUGGUGGCGCGAUGAAUACAACUUCGAUGGAUAUCGCUUCGACGGUGUCACCUCUAUGCUGUACCACUCGCGUGGCGGCGAGGGCUUUUCGGGCGAUUACAACGAAUACUUUGGGUUGAACGUCGACACGGAAGCACUCAUCUAUCUGGCGAUCGCAAACUACUUCCUGCACGAGAUGGACCCGAACGUGAUUACGAUCGCGGAGGACGUUAGCGGUAUGCCGACGCUCUGCCGUCCCACGGAAGAAGGUGGUGUUGGGUUCGACUAUCGUCUCGGCAUGGCCAUCCCGGACAAGUGGAUCCAGGUGUUGAAAACGAAGAGCGACGAAGAUUGGAACAUUGGCAACAUUGUGCACACGCUAACGAAUCGCCGCUGGAAGGAAAAUACGGUUGCGUACGCCGAAUCGCACGAUCAAGCGCUGGUAGGCGACAAAACGAUCGCUUUCUGGCUGAUGGACAAAGAGAUGUACACGCACAUGUCCACCAUGUCCGAACCCAAUCUUAUCAUUGACCGUGGCCUUGCGCUGCACAAGAUGAUUCGCCUGAUCACGCACAGUCUGGGUGGGGAGGCUUAUCUGAAUUUUAUAGGUAACGAGUUCGGACACCCGGAAUGGUUAGAUUUCCCGCGCGUCGGUAACCAACAAUCGUAUCAUUAUGCCCGUCGCCAGUGGCAUUUGGUGGACGAUCAGAUGCUCAAGUAUCGCUUCCUGAAUGAGUUCGAUCGGGCGAUGCAUCAUACCGAGGAAAGGUAUCACUGGCUCGAUUGUCUGCCGGCGUACGUUAGCUGGAAGCACGAGGACGAUAAGGUGAUCGCGUUCGAGCGCAACAAUCUGCUGUUUUUGUUCAACUUUCACAGCACGAAAAGCUUCACCGAUUACCGCAUCGGGGUGGAGCUGGCAGGUAAGUAUCGCGUCGUGCUAAGCUCGGACGAUGCUGAAUUUGGAGGUUUCAAUCGCAUCGAUAAGAACGUCGAGCAUCACACAUUCCCGGAGGGAUGGGCCGGUCGUCGGAACUAUAUGCAGCUCUAUUUGCCCUGCCGAACCGCUUGCAUCCUUGCGCCACAGUAA
This is a messenger RNA of Anopheles maculipalpis, 2049 nucleotides long. RefSeq names its product 1,4-alpha-glucan-branching enzyme (gene AGBE). The coding region runs from base 1 to 2049 and encodes 682 amino acids. Gene Ontology annotation, molecular function: hydrolase activity, hydrolyzing O-glycosyl compounds; cation binding; 1,4-alpha-glucan branching enzyme activity. NCBI's taxonomy places the organism in Eukaryota, Metazoa, Arthropoda, Insecta, Diptera, Culicidae. Gene Ontology annotation, cellular component: cytoplasm. The transcript is spliced from 4 exons. Gene Ontology annotation, biological process: glycogen biosynthetic process. The record is from RefSeq and is a predicted model, not a curated record.